Molecule: messenger RNA, 1170 nt
Organism: Cylindrotheca closterium
Lineage: Eukaryota; Bacillariophyta; Bacillariophyceae; Bacillariales; Bacillariaceae
Source: the annotation of a GenBank genome assembly
AUGACACAGCGAGAUCAGAGUCGAUCACGCUCAUUUGUAAUCUGCAUCGCUGUGGCUCUUUGUGCGAUUGCCUUUUCCAUCGCAACUUCUGGGGGCAUUGAGUAUGCACUUGACAAAGAAUUACCGACAUGGUCCCGAGACAAGGCAGUCCUGAUCACGGGCGCCAAUGCUGGACUUGGCCUGGCCACAGCCCUCCGCAUUGCCCGUGCUGGAACAGCCAACACCAUUAUUCUAGCGUGUCGGAAUCCAAGCAAGUGCCAAGUGGCUAUGCAGGACGCAGUAUCGAUAUUGCCAGAGGGCGCAACCACUCGAGUCCUGACUGUUGAACUGGACUUGUCGAAACGAGAUUCCGUCAUGAAAGGAGCCCACGCCAUCCAAGAAGCGCUCUCAGACCAGGAAACGGCUGACCAGGACGUUGUUCCAGAUCUGGAUGUCUUGAUCAAUAAUGCGGGAGUAGCGUUUGCCUGGAAUUCAAAAGAGUUUGUCGAGGGUGUCGAAACGCACAUGGCGAUCAACCAUUUGAGCCACUUUUUGUUGACACAUCGUCUUUUGCCAAACCUAUUGGCAGCUGCAGGAAAGCGAACAGGUGCAAAUAUGUCUCCGCCUCGCGUAGUACACGUGUCAUCGCUGACGGCCAUCGGUUCCUGGCGGGAUGUUUCGUUGGGCUGGAAGAAUCCAAAUCCAAGGAAAGCCAUGGGCAGAUGGUUCAACUUUUUCGAUUGCAUUCGAUAUUACAGCCAAUCGAAACGAGCCAAUUUGAUGCAAACUUGGGAAUUACACAAGCGCUAUGAAGGCGCUGGAAUCAUUUCUGUGGCCGCUCAUCCUGGAUACACGCGAAGUGAAAUAUUCAGGAAAGUCCAAAUGCCAUUGUCUUCUGGUUGGAUCAAAGAGUUGGCGACUAAAAAUCCCUACUUGAGCAUGUCCACUGACGAUGGGGCUACCAUGCAACUGAUGGCCGCGUUUGCACCACCGGAUAUUGUCCCUAGCGGGUCCCAUGUGGUUCCAAAGUACUGGACUACUGGUACACCGGUUCUGAUUCCAAGGCUGCUUUCUGGGUUUAGUUUACACUACAAUUCGUUUUCCGAAAAGGACACCGCCAAUCUUUGGGAUGCUAGUAUGAAAGAGUUGGGAAUUGAGGAGUUUGGAAAGCUGGAAUCAGGCAUGGCUUGA